AUGGACAAGUUCAAAAGAACGUUGAGUUUGAAAAAGAAAAAAGAAUCGUCAGGUGGAGAGUCGAUUAAACCACAUCAGUGGCAGGAAGAUGAACGUAAGGUCAGGGAAGGGUCAUGCAGCUUUCAAGUUAAGUACUUGGGCUGUAUUGAAGUGUUUGAAUCAAGGGGAAUCCAAGUUUGUGAGGAUGCUGUCAAAGCACUGAAAAAUAGUGGCCACCACAUGGCAGUCCUGUACGUGACUGGUGACGCUCUGAGGGUGGUCGAUGAGAUCAGCAAGGGCUUGAUAGUUGAUCAGACAAUUGAAAAGGUUUCAUUUUGCGCCCCGGAUCGCAAUCAUGAAAAAGGAUUUGCUUACAUAUGCCGAGAUGGUACCACGCGCAGAUGGAUGUGUCAUGGUUUUUUGGCUGUGAAGGAGUCUGGUGAGAGGUUGAGUCAUGCUGUUGGUUGUGCAUUUGCAAUCUGUCUGGAAAAGAAGCAGCAGAGAGAGAAAGAGAAAGUAACAGUGACAUACAACGACAAUGGAACAUCAUUCAGUCGGUUGGGCUCCUUCAGGCAGGCCACAAUGACCGAGAGGCUAACUGAUCCUCAGAGUGCAAUUUUGGCUGGUAGGUCACUCAUUCAUCUAUAA
This is a messenger RNA of Helobdella robusta, 627 nucleotides long. RefSeq lists its product as hypothetical. Bases 1 to 627 code for a protein of 208 amino acids. Lineage: Eukaryota; Metazoa; Annelida; Clitellata; Rhynchobdellida; Glossiphoniidae. The transcript has 6 exons. The record is from RefSeq and is a predicted model, not a curated record.